AUGAUCCAGUUAGGGCUUCUCGUUCUCUUUUUUGUCGCAGGAUCUAUCGCUUUUACUGCUGUUGAUGCAUUCUUAUCCUCACGUCGCCAUGCCAGGCAAGCCAAGGAAAGCGGCUGUCAGGCUCCUCCCAGAUUCCGGCACAAAUGGCCAUGGGGAAUGGACAAUGUCCUAAGAUUGAUACAGGCCGACAAAGAACAUAGAGUUCCCCAAGAGGUGAUGAAAACGUAUCACGAGGCGGGGCACGCUACGUUUAUCUUGACGAUGCCAGGCAGGACCAACAUCGUUACGCAUGAUCCCAAGAACAUUCAAGCGGUCCUGGCCACACAGUUCGACGACUUUGAACUCGGGCCCCAGAGGCGGAACAACUUCUACCCCAUGCUUGGAGUAGGGAUAUUCACUGCAGAUGCACAACGGGUCGUUGCUUACGGAUUUAUCCUGCAAUCUAGGGAACACUCUCGCGCCGCCUUAAGGCCCCAAUUCGUCCGUGAGCAGAUAUCGGACUUGGAACUCGAAGAAAGACACAUUCAAACCCUUUUCCAACAUCUGCCAGUAGAUUCGUCAGGGUGGACUGCUGCCACAGAUCUUGGGCCUAUCUUCUUCCGGCUUACCCUCGACACCGCCACCGAAUUCCUCUUUGGCGAGAGUGUCCACGCUCAAAGCGCCGCACUACCCCCAAAUGCUUCAGCGCUACCGACGGCUUUCAAUCACCAUGACAUAGGAGCAGAUUUCGACCACGGCACAUCUGUCUUAGGUAUCCGAAGUCGGUUGGCGGGAUUAUACUGGCUCUAUAAUCCACCUUCCUUCCGCAACGCGAUCCGUGCGGUACACCGUUUCGCAGACGACUGCAUCGAGCGAGCCGCCCAGGACCCCUACUCCGAUAAAACAAAUGACCGUUAUGUCUUCCUCAAGGAGCUCCUAAAGCUCACGGACGACAAAAUCGAAAUCCGAACUCAAUUAUUGAAUAUUUUCCUCGCAGGGCGAGACACCACAGCGGGACUCUUAGGCUGGACCUUCUGGGAACUCGCUCGCCAUCCUGAGGUCUUCCGCAAACUCCGAGCCACGAUUCUCGAAAACUUCGGCCCUUAUGGCUCCAAUAAAAAAUUCACCUUCGCCACACUCAAGUCCUGCACCUAUCUCCAGUAUGUCAUGAACGAAACGCUCCGUCUCUAUCCCUCCGUCCCGCUCAACUUCCGACAAGCUACUCGGGACACGACCUUGCCUCGCGGCGGCGGACCCGACGGCAUGAGCCCCGUCUAUGUCCAACGGGGCCAAGAGGUGAAUUACUCCGUGUACGUCAUGCAUCGACGCCGUGACAUCUGGGGCCCGGACGCCGACGAGUUCGUGCCGGAACGCUGGUCUAGUCGUAGAUUCGGCUGGGAAUAUUUGCCCUUCAAUGGCGGCCCACGCGUGUGUCUCGGCCAGCAAUUUGCCCUCACCGAAGCUGGCUAUGUCAUCUGUCGGAUCCUACAGAGGUUCGAUGCCGUCGAGAAAAGCGUCGCUUCGGACGAGGAAUUGCAUCAGUAUAGUCUGACAACAGCUCCCUUGACCGUCAUGGUCAAGCUCCAUCAAGCCGCCGAAGCAGACAGAUAA
Molecule: messenger RNA, 1590 nt
Organism: Rhinocladiella mackenziei CBS 650.93
Lineage: Eukaryota; Fungi; Ascomycota; Eurotiomycetes; Chaetothyriales; Herpotrichiellaceae
Exons: 2
Coding region: 1-1590 (529 amino acids)
Molecular function (GO): monooxygenase activity; heme binding; iron ion binding
Source: RefSeq, a predicted model, not a curated record